AUGUAAAAAGCAUAACUAAAAAACUUUUUUAAUAAUAAGCCUAAGUAUUUAAAUGGAGAAAAUUAACCAAAUAAAUUUAGUCUCAGAAAAUAUAGAGGCAAUUCAGUUGAUCAAGUCUUUAGAAAACAUUAGUAUGGAAUAUAAUAAAUAAAAGAUUAGAGUAGAGUAAAUACCAUCUACUCCUACAAAAAAAGAAAGAAAUAUGACACCACCAUUUAGAUAGAAAAUACCAUAAGAUUAAAUUUAAUAAGAAUAAUAAGAGAAAUGGGGAUCUUAAAAGCUGUAAACAGAAAAUCGAUAGUAAAAAAGUUAUUCAAUCAAUAAAGAAACAGAAAAUAAAAAAAAUAAAGAUUAACAUCUUUAAAAAAAGACUAACUCAAACACAUAAUAAAAGUAAGUUGCCAAAAAAUAUAUUUUUAAGAAUAAAAAAUACAGAUGAUCAGCCAUAGUUGUUAACGAUUACAGGAAAAUUAAAAUAGUCCAAUAAAAUUUCAGAAUUUCCUUAGAAUAAAAUGAAGUAAAGCCCUGUUUAAGUGAAACAAAACCAAAUUCCAAAAAUUCAAGCUAUAUAAGAAUAAAAGAUUGAAUCAAAAACUAAUUCCUUUAAAACCAUUUAAAAAAUAAAAGAAUCAAAACCAAUAAAUUUAAAAUAAGAAAUAAAGGUUUUUAAACAAUAAGAAGAUCAAACUUAAUAGAUUCUAACAACAAGAUAACGAACAAAUAACGUAUCUUUUUCUCCAAAUCAAAAAAUAUUAAAAACAGAACCAAAUCUCAUCUAAAAUUGCUUAUCUCCUAAAUUAAAAGCUUUAGUAAAUAUUUAUUUAUAUAAAGUCAUCUGUUGCUCGUCCAAUUUUUAAAGAUGCUAAAUAUUACAUAACUCCUUUAAUUCAUUUUUUGAGGGAAUCAUAUUUUCCUAAUACUACACCUUUUAAACUUUAAUUCAAAAUAGAAUUUUAAGAUUAAUAGUAGUAUUUUAGAUAAAAAUUUUGUGAUCAUUUUUUAGCUUCUUUUGCAAAUGUCAAAAAAUGUUAAGAUUUUAAAUUAAAAACAAGAGUAGAACCAAUUUAUUUAGAUCCACCAAAAAAACCUAAAUUAAGCAAAAGUCAUAUUAAAACAAUUAUAUUUGAUCUUGAUGAGACUUUGAUACAUUGCAAUGAUAAUAAUAAUAAUCCAACUGAUUAUGAAGCUACUAUUUAAGUUCCUAAUGAACCUGCUUAUAAUGUAAAUUAUUUGAAUUAUUUAUUAGAUUCGUUUUAAUCUCAGACCUAAUUGUAUUGAAAUGUUGUAAAUUUUAUCUUUAUACUAUGAAUUAAUACUAUUUACUGCAUCUUUUAAAGAAUAUGCUGAUAAAAUUUUAGAAUAUAUUGACCCAAAAUAAACUAUUUUUGCUUAUAGAUUAUAUAGAGAAAGUUGUGUAUGUUUAGAUGGAAAUUUGUUUGUAAAAGACUUAAGUGUUAUUUAAGGAAGAAAAUUAGAGGUAAAUAAAAAAAUAAUCAUAUAGCAUAUGGUAUUAGUUGAUAAUUCAGCUCAUUGUUAUUUCUUUCAACCUGACAAUGGUAUUCCAAUAAUCCCAUUUGAAGAAAAUAAGAAAGAUAAAGAACUUAUCUUUCUUACCGAUUAUUUUACUAAAUGUGAGAAAUAUCCUAAUUGGCUCGAUUAGCAUAAGCACAAUUUUAAAAAUUUUAUCCAUUUUAAAUCUGAGACAAUAGAUACAUGUUUAAGAAGAUUUGUUUGA
Molecule: messenger RNA, 1735 nt
Organism: Paramecium sonneborni
Lineage: Eukaryota; Ciliophora; Oligohymenophorea; Peniculida; Parameciidae
Source: the annotation of a GenBank genome assembly